Messenger RNA from Haplochromis burtoni (Burton's mouthbrooder), 2934 nucleotides. RefSeq names its product hyaluronan and proteoglycan link protein 3. Gene Ontology annotation, molecular function: hyaluronic acid binding. Lineage: Eukaryota; Metazoa; Chordata; Actinopteri; Cichliformes; Cichlidae. Gene Ontology annotation, biological process: cell adhesion. The coding region runs from base 1633 to 2934 and encodes 433 amino acids. The transcript is spliced from 7 exons. The record is from RefSeq and is a predicted model, not a curated record.
CACGUACACGGGGUACAAAAUGAAGGCGUAGAUAAAGAAGACAAAAGUGAGCAUUCUUUUGUACAACUCAGCAUUUAAAAGGAGAUAAAACUUAAAAGAAGGUGCAGUUUUUGAGCAGCCUGGCGUUGGCUGCGUUCCUCUUUGUUUCGCAAAGAACAAACUGUUCUAACCACACAAAACAUGAUGUGAGUCUUCAUGCUCAGCCUGGUGAUGGUGAAAUUCAAGCUAAGGAAUUCAGGAAAUCAUUUCUUAAACACUAAUAUACAAAAACUCAUCCUUUAACUUACUAUUAUGUUUGCAAUUUUAUGUCCUUUUUAUAAGGUUUCAAUGUGAUUCCACUUUUAUAGCAGUUUUAUUUUACUCUCACAUCCAAUGGGAAUCUCUACCAAACAGUGGAAACAUUGUGGACGUCAAAUUUGAGUGAGUGACACGCAGUACAAAAGUACAGGAAUCACUCUUAAACUGUUUUCUAACAUCCAAAUUAGGUCAAACAGCCUGUUUAUGUAAUAAAUGAAUACAUGAUACAGCAAUAAGAAAGAGACGUGGUAAAAAUGGCAUCCAUGGGAGAGUUCAAAGAGAAAACCACUGCUGACUCUAGAGAACACAAUGGCUCGUCUUACAUGUGCCAAAAAACAUCUUGAUGACUUUGGGGAAACUAUUCUGUGAACUGACAAGACAAAAGCUGAACUUUUAGGAAGUUUUGAGUCUGUUACAUCUGCGUAAAACUAACAGCAUUUCAUAAAAAGAACUUCAUAGCAACAGUGAAACAUGGUGGUGGUAGUGUGAUGGUCUGCGGAUGUUUUGGUGCUUUCCUGAAGUGCUAGCACACUUGGAUGUUCCAAAACACACCAGCAAGUUCAUCUCUGAAUGGCUCAAAAAAUAAAAAAUUGAAAGUGGCAUAAUUAAAAUCUGGACUUUGAUCUGAUACUUAACACACCACUCGUGCUUGAAAACCCUCCAGUAUGUCUGAAUAAAACAAUUCUGUAAUAAAGAGUGUGCCAAACUCCUCCACAGCAAGAGAGACUCGUUGCCGGUUAUCGCAAACGCUUGAAUGCAGUUCUUGCAGAAGACUUUAGCUUGCUCUUUACACCAGUAAUUACACCUUGUUAGCCCAUAAGCUCACAAUCCUGGCAUGUUUGGCCUCUGGCAACAUCUUUCAUCUCUGUAAAAUAAAAGCAGUGGAGGUCAAAGCAUCUCUAACACAUGAUACUUCUUCACUGUUUGUGUCUGCUGUAUGUAACUGUGUAGGUCAUGUUUUCCACACCAUAAAAGGAGCUCUUUUUAAAGAUUACGGUGUUUCUAGUAAAUGCUGCUGCCCUCCAUAACAAGUAUCUGCUUUCAAAGAGUUUUCCUCCACAAACAGCCGCUCAGCGAUCCCAUGUGCCGUUCCUGUUGAAGUGUAUUACUGUGGUGACCUUAAAAAAAGACAAAAAUAUUUUUGUGUAUUUUAAUGUCUUUAUAGAGCCUCCACAAAAACGUUACCCAAUAGUAGAAUAAUAUGCGUAACAUAAAAGGCUAAAUUUCCAUCAAAAUCACGAUGAUCUUUAACUUUCCUUUAAAGCUAUAAACCACUGUAACUGCGCUUACUUUGCGGGGGUGGGGGUAAUUUCUGUAGGUCUUCUUGAACCGCAGAUGCCCUACCUACCACAGCUUGCACAAAGAGACACACACGGGGAUGUUUCCAGCAGCUUGAUGACUGUGCUUAAGAAUCAGAGCAGCGGUACAACCCGACACUCCUCGGGGAGAAGCUCUCCAACAUCAGACCUUUCACACGAAGUGGAAAAACCACGCAGACAAUUUCGCGGUUUGAGGAUUGUGCAGACACUGAUGAUGAUGAUUUGGUGCUUCCAGACUGUAUUGUUGUUCAUAGCUCACCUGGUUCUCUCAGACUGGGCCCCGGCUGCCCCCCCAACCCAAAACAGCUUCUUCUACAGUGACUACCUCAAUGAAAGCGGCAACAACGAACUUCAUUUUAUUGGUAUGAAACUCUACGUGGACUCUGCUGAGCAAUCAGUGCUUUCGGUCAGAGGGGGUAAUGCGACCCUACAAUGCAGAUUUUGGUAUGAGCCUGCGCCGAGCUCACCAAGGGAGGUCCGGGUCAAGUGGUCUUGGCUGCCCGCCGCUGGGGGACAGGAGACUGAUGUGAUCGUGGCUUUCGGGACUCGAUUCCGAAGUUUUGGAGAUUUCAGGGGUCGUGUGCAGCUCCGACAGGAUUUCCCAGGAGAUGCUGCACUUGUGUUGAAUAAACUCUGGCUGAAUGAUACAGGUCGCUAUCGAUGUACUGUGGUGGAUGGACUGGAGGACCAAAGCGCAGUGGUUCACCUAGAGCUACCAGGUGUGGUGUUUCCCUACCAACACCCUCAUGGUCGUUACCAUCUGAGCUUCCUGGGAGCCCAGCAAGCCUGUAAGGAGCAGGACUCGACAGUGGCCACCAUCACACAGCUCUUCCAGUGUUGGAAAGAGGGAAUGAACUGGUGCAAUGCCGGUUGGCUAGCUGAUGGGACAGUCCAGUAUCCGAUCACGCAGUCCAGGGAGCCCUGCGGGGGAGCCCGCCUUGCCCCGGGUGUCCGCCGCUACGAUAGACUUCACCUCUACCCUAAUCACUACGAUGUCUUCUGUUUCUCCUCUUUGCUCCAAGGGAGAGUCUACUACCUUCAGUCCUCUCACAAGAUGAACCUGACUGAAGCUCAGCAUGCAUGUCAGGAGGACGGAGCAGAGAUUGCCAAAGUUGGACAGCUGUAUUCUGCGUGGAAGUUCACGGGGCUUGACCGCUGUGAUGCCGGCUGGCUGGCCGAUGGAAGCGUUCGCUAUCCCAUCACCAGACCUCGAAGUAACUGUGGUCCGUCUGAGCCAGGGGUACGCAGCUUUGGUUUCCCACCUCCACAGCACAAGCAUGGAGUCUACUGCUACAAGUUAGAUACUGAAAGCGUGUAG